CGACGAUUCACUGGGGUCCAAUAGAAAACAGCGGCUGACGAUUUGUAAGGCUGGGCAGUGCGCAUCUCCUCACUAGGCGCCUGGACCGAGGCAGCAUGAAGUUAAGCUAUGCACCCUACUCCUGUAUAUUCACAUGUUGGCCGCGGAGAAUUUUCGGAAGUCUAUGAACCAGCAGAAGAUACAUUUCUACUUAUUGAUGCUUUGGAAGGAGAAGUUGAUGAGCUCGCAGCUCGGGUUGAGCUCUGCCUUGAAAUUGGCUGUGGGUCUGGUGUUGUGUCAGCAUUUGUAGCAUCAAUUAUUGGACCAAAAGCUCUCUAUCUAUGUACUGAUGUUAAUCCCUUGGCAGCUUCAUGUACCCUUGAGACGGCACGCACCAACAAAGUACUCAUUGAGCCAGUUAUAACUGACCUGGCCAGUGGGCUUUUACCAAGGCUGCAGGGCCAAAUCGAUCUUCUUUUGUUUAAUCCCCCUUAUGUGGUCACACCUUCAGAGGAAGUAGGAGGUAAUGGAAUACAAGCUGCCUGGGCAGGAGGUAAAAAUGGUCGGGAAGUUAUGGACAGAAUUUUUCCCCUGGUUCCUAAGCUUUUGUCUCCUAAAGGCUUCUUCUACCUUUUAGUACUAAAAGAAAAUAAUCCAGAUGAGAUUGUGGAACAAUUGAAGUCAUAUGGAUUACAAGGAUCUGAAUUGCUUUCUAGAAAAGCAGGGAGAGAACAUCUGCUUGUUCUUAAAUUCUGGAGGUCUCCACAAUGACAUGAACAUUCAGUGCCAUGUACUGGGUUUCCUCUGUGAGGAAGAUCAAAUAUUUUCUGGAAACCUACAUAAUUGUAUGUAUGAACCCACAGGAUCCUACAUUAACAUUUCGAUACCCCAUCACUUGUUCUUGCUUCCAGUAACCUCAAUGAGCUCUCUGUGCCACUCAACAGUGUCAGUAUUCUGACUGCCAGUCCAGUAAUUUUUUCCUCUAGAAGAAUACCUCUUUCACAAGCUGUGUACCCUAAACUGGAAAUGAUCAGCCCCCUACAUUUACUGGCUGGCAUUGUACUACACUUAAAAUCCAUGUUGGCUAAUCUGAAAGUUGGACAAUUUUCCAGCACCUGCUGAGUGGUGAUCAGAAUAAGAAAUUAAGAGAAAUCAUGUGAAUGGACAGGAUGAAAACACUGAAAUCCUCCCAAGGGGACUCAUAACUUGAACUAAAAAAAAUCAACCGGAGUUAGGAUUUUAGACUGCUAAAAACAAACGUGCACCUAUUGCUGGGAGCUAUGAAGGCCAAUGGCAAGGUUUGGUUAGUAAAGUGUCUGGGAUCGGAAGGCAACAUACAAUGGAUACUCUUUUCUGUGGGUGUUUUAUGUGACCCCCCCCCAAUUGAAGGUAGAAUACCCCAUUUAAAAAGGAACUCCAAAAAGAGUGCUGUGGCUAUGUACAACAUCUAAACUGUGUGUCUAUAAUCUUAGCCUCAAAAGGUUUCCAUGCUGCUUCCAGACCCCCUUAGUUUCUGGAAUUAAAGAAUACAUUUCCUUGGGCU
Molecule: messenger RNA, 1522 nt
Organism: Rana temporaria (common frog)
Lineage: Eukaryota; Metazoa; Chordata; Amphibia; Anura; Ranidae
Gene: HEMK2
Product: N-6 adenine-specific DNA methyltransferase 1
Exons: 7
Coding region: 109-750 (213 amino acids)
Biological process (GO): methylation
Cellular component (GO): eRF1 methyltransferase complex
Molecular function (GO): S-adenosylmethionine-dependent methyltransferase activity; nucleic acid binding; protein methyltransferase activity
Source: RefSeq, a predicted model, not a curated record